Hypomesus transpacificus is the source of this 3895-nucleotide messenger RNA. It is a transcript of the gene slc12a4, whose product is annotated as solute carrier family 12 member 4. Bases 106 to 3390 code for a protein of 1094 amino acids. Lineage: Eukaryota; Metazoa; Chordata; Actinopteri; Osmeriformes; Osmeridae. Gene Ontology annotation, cellular component: membrane. The transcript has 23 exons. The record is from RefSeq and is a predicted model, not a curated record. Gene Ontology annotation, biological process: chloride ion homeostasis; chloride transmembrane transport; chemical synaptic transmission. Gene Ontology annotation, molecular function: potassium:chloride symporter activity.
GAGGAAUGCAUUUAGGAGUUGAGCAGGCUGAGGCUGUGAAGCGCUAACGACCAGCUGAACCUUGACUGGAGAUAGCUUAGGCAGCAGGGGCUAGCGGAUGAAAACAUGCCCCAUUUUACAGUGGUGCCGGUUGAGGACAGCGCUCAGUCCAACUAUGACAGUCUGGAGGGAAUAAACUGGGUGGAUUAUAGAGACACAGGGCAGAGCUACCCAGGAAACCUAGAUACUGUUAGUUCUGACGGACUUGGGAAUCAUAAGGAGGACAGUCCGUUUCUCAACAGUGCAGAAUCUGCAGCCAAGAAGAAUGAUUUUUAUGACAGAAACCUGGCGUUGUUUGAGGAGGAGUUGGACAUCCGUCCUAAGGUGUCUUCACUCCUCAGCCGCCUGGUCAGCUACACCAGCAUCACCCAGGGGGCCAAGGAGCAUGAGGAUGCCGAGAGCGCCGGCCCAGCCCGCAACAAGGCACCUAAGUCCCCCAACAUGGGCACCCUGAUGGGGGUGUACCUGCCCUGCCUACAGAAUAUCUUUGGUGUCAUCCUUUUCCUUCGGCUGACCUGGAUCGUUGGGACGGCUGGCAUUGUCCAGUCUUUCCUCAUCGUUUUUAUGUGCUGCUCCUGCACAAUGCUCACCGCAAUAUCUAUGAGUGCUAUAGCCACAAAUGGGGUCGUGCCAGCUGGAGGGGCAUACUUCAUGAUCUCGCGAUCCCUGGGUCCAGAGUUUGGGGGCGCUGUUGGAUUGUGUUUUUACCUGGGAACCACCUUUGCAGCUGCCAUGUAUAUACUGGGAGCCAUCGAGAUCUUCCUGAAAUACCUUGUCCCUCAGGCGGCCAUCUUCCAUGCCACAGACCCUCAUGGGGGUGACAGUGCCAUGCUCAACAACAUGAGGGUGUACGGCACCAUCUGCCUCUGCCUCAUGGGAGUGGUGGUCUUCGUUGGGGUCAAAUAUGUCAACAAGCUGGCUUCGCUCUUCCUGGCUUGUGUCAUCAUCUCUAUCGUGUCCAUCUAUGCAGGGGCAAUUAAAUCCAUCUUCCACCCCCCAGAAUUUCCGAUCUGUAUGUUGGGCAACAGGACGUUGGUCAGAGAUCUGUUUGACGUGUGUGCCAAGACUGUUCUUGUGGGCAACGAGACUGAGCCCACUCAGCUGUGGAAGAACUUUUGCGGGCAGGGAAACAUGAGCAGCUCUCAGUGUGAUGACUACUUCAGCCUCAACAACGUGACGGAGAUCCAGGGCAUUCCUGGCAUGGCCAGUGGCAUCAUUAGAGAUAACAUGUGGGGAGACUACCUGGAGAAAGGGCAGAUGCUAGAGAAAGCAGGUCUGCCCUCAAUGGAUGCACAUGGUGCCAUGGAGAGCUUCGGCCUUUACGUGUCUGCAGACAUCGCUACAUCCUUCACCCUCCUGGUGGGAAUCUUCUUUCCCUCAGCUACAGGUAUCAUGGCAGGCUCUAACAGAUCGGGAGAUCUCAAGGAUGCUCAGAAGUCAAUUCCUGUAGGAACAAUCUUAGCCAUAACAACCACCUCCCUAGUUUAUUUCAGCUCAGUGGUUUUGUUUGGGGCCUGCAUUGAAGGAGUGGUACUGAGAGACAAGUUUGGCGACGCGGUCAAUAAGACCCUGGUGGUGGGCACGCUCUCCUGGCCCUCCCCCUGGGUCAUUGUCAUUGGUUCCUUCUUUUCCACCGUGGGGGCGGGGCUACAGUCCUUGACAGGAGCCCCACGCCUAUUACAGGCCAUCGCCAAGGACAACAUCAUCCCCUUUCUCAGGGUAUUUGGGCAUGGGAAGGCCAAUGGGGAGCCCACGUGGGCUUUGUUACUGACCGGACUCAUCGCUGAGUUGGGCAUCCUCAUCGCCUCGCUAGACAUGGUGGCACCAAUCCUCUCCAUGUUCUUCUUGAUGUGCUAUCUGUUCGUGAACUUAGCCUGCGCAGUUCAAACCCUGCUCAGGACACCCAACUGGAGGCCCAGAUUUAAAUAUUACCACUGGGCUCUGUCUUUCCUAGGCAUGAGCAUGUGUCUGGGGCUGAUGUUUAUCUCCUCCUGGUACUAUGCAAUUGUGGCCAUGGGCAUCGCUGGCAUGAUCUACAAGUACAUCGAAUACCAGGGAGCUGAGAAAGAGUGGGGAGAUGGGAUCAGAGGCUUGUCUUUAAGUGGAGCACGCUAUGCCCUUUUGCGGCUAGAAGCAGGACCCCCACACACUAAAAACUGGAGGCCCCAGGUGCUUGUCCUGCUAAAGCUGGAUGAGGACCUUCACGUGAAGUACCCUCGCUUGCUUACUUUCGCCUCCCAGCUGAAGGCAGGCAAAGGCCUGACCAUUGUGGGCUCCGUCAUCCAGGGCAACUUCCUGGACAGCUAUGGGGAGACGCAGGCUUCGGAGCAGGCCAUCAAGAACAUGAUGGAGAUCGAGAGAGUCAAGGGCUUCUGCCAGGUGGUGGUGGCGUCCAAGGUGCGAGAGGGCAUCACCCACCUGAUCCAGUCCUGUGGUUUGGGGGGUAUGAAACACAACACAGUGGUGAUGGGCUGGCCCUAUGGGUGGAGGCAGAGCGAGGACCCACGCGCCUGGAAGACCUUCAUUAACACAGUCCGUUGCACCACAGCUGCCCACCUGGCCCUCAUGGUGCCCAAGAAUGUGUCCUUCUACCCCAGCAAUCACGAGCGCUUCACCGAUGGGACCAUCGACGUGUGGUGGAUUGUCCAUGACGGAGGCAUGCUCAUGCUGCUGCCUUUUCUGCUCAAACAGCACAAGGUUUGGAAGAAAUGCAAGAUGCGUAUCUUCACCGUGGCUCAGAUGGAGGACAACAGCAUCCAGAUGAAGAAGGACCUGGCAACCUUUCUUUACCAGCUGAGGAUUGAGGCAGAGGUGGAGGUGGUGGAGAUGCAUGACAGUGACAUCUCAGCGUACACGUACGAGCGCACGCUAAUGAUGGAGCAGAGGUCCCAAAUGCUGAGACAGAUGAGAUUGUCCAGUGCAGAGAGAGAUAGAGAGGCUCAGCUGGUGAAGGACAGACACUCCCUGGUGCGUAUGGGCAGUUUGUACUCGGACGAGGAGGAGGAAGUGGUAGAACCCAUUCCAGAUAAGAUUCAGAUGACCUGGACCAGGGAGAAAUGUGAAGCUGAGAGGAGGAACAGAAACAAUGCCCCGGAGAACUUCCGAGAACUCAUUAGUCUCAAACCAGACCAGUCCAACGUCCGCCGAAUGCACACGGCUGUGAAGCUUAACGAAGUAAUCGUAAACAGAUCUCAUGACGCUCGUCUAGUCCUGCUCAACAUGCCUGGGCCUCCACGGAACACAGAUGGGGAUGAAAACUACAUGGAGUUCCUAGAAGUGCUGACCGAGGGCCUAGAGCGAGUGCUGCUGGUGAGAGGGGGAGGACGAGAGGUCAUCACUAUCUACUCUUGACCUGACACGAAAAAGGCCAAUUUGAGGGUCAUUACACUGCCCACACAGGAAAACAUUCCAUCCUCUAUCUCCUGCUGUUUUCCACAUACCCUUGUUAUCUUUCUUAGGAAAAUGUUAGGGAAAGACUGACAUUGUGACAAUCCAUUGUAGGUUGUGGACAACAAAAGGUAAAAAAGGUCUUCCUAAUUUAAGUAAAUUAGACAAUAUUUUGUCAACUUUUGGCUAAAAAACUGAUGUUUUUUUAUAUUAUGGACUUUGUAAUCAGUGAUAGCUUGAAAGACCACAGACCUUUUCUUGGUGAUCCAUGCGACCAUAUUUAAGUAGAGUGUCAAAUGAUUCCUUUUUCUUAAUGUUACAAUUGUGGAAAAUAACUUGUAUUUAUUUUCUUAUUUAUUUUCUCAACCUUCCCCUAUGAAGUAAGAGAUUCAGAUUGUAGAUAAUGACAGUUACAGUUGGGAUACAUUCUGCAGAAAAUACUUUAUAAAUGUGGAUGACAUUAAUCAUA